AUGUCAAGUCAAUUACUUAUCCAACUUCAAAUGCACACGAAUACGGCCAGGUUCAUUCCCGACAUCAACAACGCACUUCAGAUUCAAAUUGAUCCAAGCGUACACCAAGAAGCAACACAGGAUCCGCGUAGCCAUACCAUUCGCUUUUUACAACUGACUUAG
Plenodomus lingam JN3 is the source of this 162-nucleotide messenger RNA. Lineage: Eukaryota; Fungi; Ascomycota; Dothideomycetes; Pleosporales; Leptosphaeriaceae. The record is from RefSeq and is a predicted model, not a curated record.